This is a messenger RNA of Exserohilum turcica Et28A, 858 nucleotides long. RefSeq lists its product as uncharacterized. NCBI's taxonomy places the organism in Eukaryota, Fungi, Ascomycota, Dothideomycetes, Pleosporales, Pleosporaceae. The record is from RefSeq and is a predicted model, not a curated record. The transcript has 2 exons. The annotation marks the transcript as partial.
AUGUUCAAGCCCCUCUCGAGCGCGUAUACCGAAGAACUCAAUAGUCUGUCCCACCGCAGUCAAGGCUUGGUGGAGGUGCACAAAAGUGACUUUUUAUGGUUAUUUUGGGCGGCGUGGACACGGGCGUUCACGUCUAACAAGAUACUGAGCUGUUUUCGAGCUACUGGCGUCCACCCGCAGGAUGGUAAUGCCGUGCUUAAACAUCUUAAAAAGUCAACACCACAACAAGAUAUUAAUCCAGAACUUGGAGAGCAUGGUGAUGGGGAUACUGCAAGAGAGCUGUCUAAUUUUCUAGACAAAACUAUAACGGGUUGUGCUGAAGUUAUGGUCUCUGCGGUGAAAGACACCAUUGCUUCACUCCAGGUCAACAACGAGAUUUUGCACCACGAAAACACCAAUCUACGAGAAGUACUUGCUAUCAAAAAUCAUCCAAAGAAGCAAAAGAAGCCUCUAGAGCUCCAGCAAAGCAAGCAGUAUCAUACUCCGGCGGUGGUGUGGAGUCCUAGGACAAUAGAAGAUGCGAGAGCUCAAGAACGUCAAAAAAAACACCAAGAAGAGCUUGAAAAACUCCAAAAAAAAGAGAAACAACAGGAACGAGCUGCUAACGAGGCAAGGACUGCGCGAGAGUUGAAGAAAAUAGCGAGGGAUAAAGAGAGAGAAGUGAGGGCCAAAGAACUCCAGUUAAGACGCGCCCAAAAAGCUCGCGAUCGCGCAGUCGCAACUUCAAAAAAAGCUCGCGAUAAGCAAAAUAUACCUAAACGAAAAGCUUCAUCGUCUCAAAAGUCAAAAAAGUCAAAGGGUGGUGGUGAUGCAGGCAGCCAAAGUGGUGGUGCGUCUGCAUCGUCGGCUGCGCAGCCC